This is a messenger RNA of Linderina pennispora, 919 nucleotides long. RefSeq lists its product as uncharacterized. The transcript has a single exon. Lineage: Eukaryota; Fungi; Kickxellomycota; Kickxellomycetes; Kickxellales; Kickxellaceae. The record is from RefSeq and is a predicted model, not a curated record. The annotation marks the transcript as partial.
CUGGAGACGGCAGCCUGCACAUAGCAAGCAAAGGCAUUACAUCUUUCCAUAGCAUUUUCUCUUCAUUUGAUUCCAGCACACAGCACGUUGGUAGUACCCUCUCCCCUCAGCCGCUUAAUUGUCCGCCCCCACACCAUUUUUAAGCAAUGCAGACCUACGCUAUUCUCGCCUUUGUUGCAGUUGUUGCUGCUGACCGCGAAUCCUUCCCCUGGUAUGGCCGCCGGCCCGCAAUCGCCUGCUGGCCCGCAGGUCAUGGGUAACCCUGGCAUGUUCCAGCAGCAGCCGAUGCAGCCAUUCGUCCAGGCCCCGAUGCCCGCUGUGCCCAACUUUGCCGUGCCGGGUGCCGGCCCUGCCACCUUUGCUGGCGCGCAGCAGCCGCAGAUGAUGGGUCAGCCGAUGCCCGUGGGCCAGCCGGGCACCUUUGAUCAGCUCAACAACAUGAUCGGCGACAGCGCGCCCGGCAGCCCUGCCUCCGGCAAGAAGGACGGAAAGAACGGCAAGGAUGACAAGGAUGACAAGGACGGUAAGGGUCCCAAGGACGGCAAGGGCCCCAAGGACAACAAGGACGGCAAGGGCCUCAAGGACGCUAAGGACAACAAGAACAAACCCGACGCUAAGGACAAGAACAAGCCUGGCAAGGACUCGAUCCCUAGCCUCGACAACAAGGCCAAGGGCGGCAAGGAGGACGCUAACCCCAAGCCUGCCUCUGCUGACUCGGGUGCCUCGACUGCUUCGCUCUCGCUGGCUGUUGCGGCCAUUGCCGUUCGCGUUCUCCUCUUUCCAGUAAGCUGGAGGAUAUUGAGCUCCUCCGACUCGCCGGAGGGGCCAAGGCAUCCCAGUGUCUGCUUUCGUCGUCGAAUAUUUUUCCCUUUCUUCAAUCCGCUCCCGUCCAAUAUACUCCCAAAAAUACACCAACAAU